Molecule: messenger RNA, 1089 nt
Organism: Neltuma alba
Lineage: Eukaryota; Viridiplantae; Streptophyta; Magnoliopsida; Fabales; Fabaceae
Product: peroxidase 43-like
Exons: 4
Coding region: 1-981 (326 amino acids)
Biological process (GO): response to oxidative stress; hydrogen peroxide catabolic process
Molecular function (GO): peroxidase activity; heme binding
Source: RefSeq, a predicted model, not a curated record
AUGGCCUUUUCUCUUGAGCCACUACUCAUUCUUCUUGGGCUUUGCGUCUCAGUGACGACGAUGUUGAGCAGUGAAGCGCAGCCGCUUCGAGUGGGGUUCUACUCAGAUACAUGCCCGGACGCAGAAUCCAUCGUGAGCACCGUCGUAAACGGCGCCGUUUCUUCCGACCCCAACAUGGCCGCCAUCUUGCUCAGACUUCAUUUCCAUGACUGCUUCGUCGAGGGGUGUGAUGGCUCGAUACUGAUAGAGAAUGGGGAGAAAUCGGAGAAGAACGCGUUCGGGCAUCAAGGAGUGAGAGGAUUUGAUGUGAUUGAGAGAGCCAAGGCGCAGUUGGAAGCCACGUGCCCUGGUGUCGUUUCGUGCGCUGACAUUGUCGCUUUGGCUGCCAGAGACGCCGUCUUCUUGGCGAAUGGGCCAUCAUACAGAGUAGCAACGGGAAGAAGAGAUGGGUUGGUGUCCAACGUAUCGCUGGCAGAUGAUAUGCCGGAUGUCUCGGACUCCAUCUUCCAACUCAAAGCCAAAUUCCAAAACAAGGGACUCUCUGACAAAGACCUUGUCCUUCUUAGUGCUGCACAUACAAUAGGCACCACAGCCUGCUUCUUCAUGACCAGAAGACUCUACAACUUCAUGCCGGGAGGCGGAUCCGAUCCAUCAAUCAGCCCAGAAUUCCUGCCGGUGCUGCAAUCGAGGUGUCCGAAGAACGGCGAUGUCAACGUCCGGCUAGCGAUGGAUGAAGGGAGCGAAAGAGAAUUCGACAAGCACAUAUUGCAGAACAUAAGGCAAGGAUUUGCAGUGUUGGAGUCCGAUGCAAGGCUGGCUGAUGAUGAGAACACAAGAAGUGUGAUUGACUCAUACUUUGAUCCAAUGUUUGGAGCAUCUUUUGAGUCUGAGUUUGUUGAUUCUAUUGUGAAGAUGGGUCACAUUGGGGUCAAGACUGGUUCACUUGGAGAGAUUAGGCGUAAAUGUUCUUCAUUUAAUUAAUUAAUUAAUUCAGCUUCAUUAAGAUCUAUAAUUUUCUCUCUAGUUUUCUAGGUUGAAGAGGAUUUAAGUUGAUGAUUAUGGCCUUAUUUUUAAUUAUUAUUAUAUGUA